AUUUCGUUGCCUGCCGGUUGAGGAGAGUAGUAACCUACAUAAUGAAGUUCAAGCCGAACCAGACCAGAACUUAUGAUGGCGAGGGCUUCAAGAAACGAGCGGCAUGCUUGUGCUUCAAGAACGACCGUGAAGAAGAGGUGUUGCUGGUGAGCAGCAGUCGGCAUCCGGACCAGUGGAUCGUCCCAGGUGGAGGGAUGGAGCCGGAGGAGGAGCCCUGUGGCGCAGCGGUCAGAGAGGUGUUUGAAGAGGCAGGAGUGAAAGGCAAGUUGGGACGUCUCCUAGGUGUUUUGAGGUAA
This is a messenger RNA of Salvelinus sp. IW2-2015, 296 nucleotides long. Its product is annotated as diphosphoinositol polyphosphate phosphohydrolase 2. Gene Ontology annotation, biological process: diphosphoinositol polyphosphate metabolic process; adenosine 5'-(hexahydrogen pentaphosphate) catabolic process; diadenosine pentaphosphate catabolic process. NCBI's taxonomy places the organism in Eukaryota, Metazoa, Chordata, Actinopteri, Salmoniformes, Salmonidae. Gene Ontology annotation, cellular component: cytoplasm; nucleus. The record is from RefSeq and is a predicted model, not a curated record. Gene Ontology annotation, molecular function: diphosphoinositol-polyphosphate diphosphatase activity; bis(5'-adenosyl)-hexaphosphatase activity; bis(5'-adenosyl)-pentaphosphatase activity.